AUGGAUGAACAAGAACAAUGGAAAAUGAUUGCUGAAAUUGCUGAUUUACUUUCGAAACAAGCCAAAAUUGUUCAAGCUGGAGGUGACAACAAUAAUAGUGUUGAGAUAAUAGAAGCAAAACAACUAGCGAGAGAAACUUGUACCACUCUACAACAUCUUAUUCAAAACACUAAAAAAAAUAAACCCAGUUUUAAAUCAUGA
Heterostelium album PN500 is the source of this 201-nucleotide messenger RNA. RefSeq lists its product as uncharacterized. The coding region runs from base 1 to 201 and encodes 66 amino acids. NCBI's taxonomy places the organism in Eukaryota, Evosea, Eumycetozoa, Acytosteliales, Acytosteliaceae. The record is from RefSeq and is a predicted model, not a curated record. The transcript is spliced from 3 exons.